GUCUGGGUCAAUUAUCGGAGUGGAGAGCGUGAGUCGGACCGCGCUGCAGUGGCUGCGUCUCUGGGAGCGCCUCUCCAAUGAGCGCCUGAACCGCCCCGCUGCUCCGACACACAGCUCCCGGGGGUGGGGACGCCACAAGUCUCGAAUCUGGAGGAGUUUCGAGGGGAAAAAAAAAAAAAACCAUGGGAUUCGAGUUGGAGCGCUUCAAGGGCACCGUGGACCCGGAUUUCAAAUGCAACUUGUGUAACAAAGUCCUGGAGGAGCCGCUGACGACUCCGUGCGGCCACGUCUUCUGCUCGGGCUGCGUGCUGCCCUGGGUGGUGCAGCGGAGCAGCUGCCCCGUCCGCUGCCAGCGGGUCUCCGCCAAGGAGCUGAACCUCGUCCUGCCCCUGAAGAACCUCAUCCUGAAGCUGGAGAUCAAAUGCGAUCACUACUCGCGGGGCUGCGACGCCGUGGUGAGGCUGCAGCAUCUGGCCGCGCACGCACAGGAGUGCGGCUUCUCCCCGGCCAAGUGCGCCAAUGAGGGAUGCGAGGAGGUGCUGAGCCUGGGGGACAUGGACGCGCACAUGCGGGAGACGUGCGAGCACCGGCCGGCGGGGGUGUGCGAGCUGGCGGGCGGCUGCGGGCUGAUGCUGACCCACAGGGAGAGCGUGAUGGGCAGCCACUGCUGCGUCGCGGCGCUCAGGGCGCACAACGGCGCGCUGCGCUGCAAGCUGCUGCUGCUGGACCGGGAGUGCAAGAAGCAGGCGAUCCGAGCCAACCGCAGGGAGAAGCUGCUGCUGGGACAGCUGUCCGCCGUGCACGGAGAGCUGCAGGCCACGGCGCUCAAGUACCAGAAGAAGUUCACCGAGUACAGCGACCGCAUCGACUCCCUCACCAGGACCGUGGCGCUCUCCUGCAAGGAAGACAUGGCUAACAGUGUGAGCGUUGUCCUUAUUCGUGAAGGUGGAUCUCUGGGUUUUAACAUCGUUGGAGGAAGACCAUGUGUGGACGACAAUGACAGCACUUCAAAUGAAGGGAUCUUUGUAUCCAAGAUCGUUGAGAAGGGCUCAGCGGAUAAGGAAGGAGGUCUUCAGAUUCACGACAGAAUAAUAGAGGUCAACGGUAAGGAUCUCUCCAAGGCCACCCAUGAUCAGGCAGUGGAGGCGUUUCGCACCGCCAAGGAGCCCAUCAUGGUCCAGGUUCUGCGCCGGGCCCCUUACCCCAAACUGGCCGGCCCUGCAGCCGACACUCAGGUCUCGGACAUGGGCACCCAGACUGACAUCACCCUCCAGCAUAUAGUGGCCCUCACCAAGCUGCCUCCCUCACCCCCCAUGACGGAGCUGGACGAGUAUCUGCUGCCGGAGGAGCAUCCUCCUCAGCAUGCGUACUUUGACCCCAAUGACUUCCUGGAGGGCAUUCAGCAGGACAUUGAGCGUGACGAGCUGGAAUAUGAGGAGGUGGAUCUGUAUCGUGCCAACAUCCAAGACAAACUGGGCCUGACCAUCUGUUACAGGACUGAUGAUGAGGAUGAAGCUGGGAUUUACAUUAGCGAGAUCGACCCAAACAGCAUCGCUGCCAGGGACGGCCGAAUCAGAGAGGGAGACAAAAUCAUACAGAUAAACGGCAUCGAGAUCCAAAACCGGGAAGAUGCCGUGGCGCUGCUGACCAGUGAGAGCAACCAAAACAUCUCUCUGCUGGUGGCCAGGCCAGAAAUCCAGCUAGACGAGGGCUGGAUGGAUGAUGACAGGAACGACUUCCUGGAUGACCUUCACAUGGACAUGCUGGAGCAGCAGCACCACCAGGCCAUGCAGUUCACGGCCAGCAUGCUGCAGCAGAAGAAGCACGAGGAGGACGGCGGCACCACCGACACGGCCACCCUGCUGUCCAACCACCACGAGAAGGACAGCGGAGUGGGCCGCACGGACGAGAGCACCCGCAACGACGAGAGCUCGGAGCAGGAGAACCUGGGCGACGACCAGACCACCACGGCCUCCAACACGCUGGGCAGCUGCAGGAAGCUGACCUACAGCCAGGACACCCUCGGCAGCACCGACCUGCCCUUCAGCGGCGAGUCCUUCAUCUCCGCCGACUACACCGACGCCGACUUCCUGGGCAUCCCGGCGGACGAGUGCGAGCGCUUCCGGGAGCUGCUGGAGCUCAAGUGCCAGAUGAGGAGCGGCAGCAGCGCGCAGGUGCUCUACAGCCAGGCGGCCGGCGCGGGAGGCCCGGACCAGGAGGGCGUGGACCGGGAGCUGGAGCUGCUCAACGAGGAGCUGCGCAGCAUCGAGCUGGAGUGCCUGAACAUCGUCCGCGCUCACAAGAUGCAGCAGCUGAAGGAGCAGUGCCGCGAGUCGUGGAUGCUGCACAACAGCGGCUUCCGCAACUACAACACGAGCAUCGACGCUCGUCGCCACGAGCUGUCGGACAUCACGGAGCUGCCGGAGAAGUCCGACAAGGACAGCUCCAGCGCCUACAACACCGGGGAGAGCUGCCGCAGCACCCCGCUCACCCUAGAACUGUCUCCGGAUAACUCGCUCCGCCGGGCGGCGGAGAACCCGGACACGGCCGGCCCGUCCGGCUCCGGCUCCGGCGGCUCCGGCGGCAGCAGGAUGCUCAAGUCCCUCCUGUCCCCCGUCCCGGAGGCCUGCAGCCCCGGCCGGAGCAGAGGCUCCUCCAAGGAUCCAGACGCAGCGCUGCAGGCCGAGAGCAAGGAGAGGAAAGAGUCCAGCAAGGGCGGCCGGACCUGCUCCCAGCCCCACUCCCCGUACAAGCACGCUCACAUCCCGGCGCAUGCGCAGCACUACCAGAGCUACAUGCAGCUGAUCCAGCAGAAGUCGGCGGUGGAGUACGCCCAGAGCCAGAUGAGCCUGGUCAGCAUGUGCCGGGACCCCAUCGGCCCCGACGACCUGGACCCCAAGAUGGAGUGGAAGGUGAAGAUCCGCAGCGACGGCUCGCGCUACAUCACCAAGCGGCCCGUCCGCGACAAGCUGCUGCGGGAGCGCGCCCUCCGCAUCCACGAGGAGCGCUGCGGCAUGACCACGGACGACGACGCCAUCAGCGAGCUGAAGAUGGGCCGCUACUGGAGCAAGGAGGAGAGGAAGCAGCACGCGGUGCGCGCCAAAGAGCAGAGGCAGCGCCGCGAGUUCAUGAAGCAGAGCCGGGCCGACUGUCUAAAGGACGUCAGCCCCGAGGACAGAAAGGAGCCCAACAUCAUCGAACUCAGCCACAAGAAAAUGAUGAAAAAAAGGAACAAGAAAAUAUUUGACAACUGGAUGACGAUCCAGGAACUGCUAACCCACGGCACCAAGUCCCCGGACGGCACGCGGGUUUACAACUCCCUCCUGUCUGUCACCACAGUCUGAGCGGCCCUGCGGCAGACCGGACUGGACACGAGACAAGUUCCCGCCUCUUUCAAGGCGGCAACGGCGUGUAAAUAGCUAAUAAGAGAAGUUUUUUCCACCUCUGCGGGGAGGACGUCCGGAGAGGACGGUUGGACUAGACUGAACGGGACUCGGCUGCUGGAAUGAUGAUGGUUUUGGAGACAUUUUUCUGUAUCCUUUUCUACCUUUGUACUUAUACCCUUUUGAGUAUUUUUGGAGACAAAACAGAACAUUUGACUUUUGUGGAAGGUUUUGAGAGUCUGAAGAGCGCGUGCCCGACUUUACCAGCCAGCGUGGACGUUAUCUACGUCGCCUGUCUCUGUUAUCCUGUCAGUAUUCUACCAUUACACAUAAAGUCUUGUUUUUUAAAUGCCAUUUUCCACUAAACUCCAUUCAGAAAAACAUUUGUCGAUUGGAAACCACGUUUGUAAAAAUCUGCUUUUUUGUUUCUUUUAAUUUCAUUCAGUUGUUGCUGAUUUCCCAAAGUUACAUACCGCGAGUGAUUUCCAUCUGUUGCACGGUGUGAAGAACAUCGUAACGUAAUAUUCUUUUAUAUGCACGUACAUUUAGAGAAAGAUGUUCCUCUCAUUGUUUAAAAAAAAGAAAUGUUCCAGCACGCAUAUAGUUGCUUUUGCUUUCAUAGGACUUCAUGUAUUGGACAAAAUAACAGCGUAACAAAUCUUUAGUUAGCCACACAAUUUGAGUCUUGUAAAAUGAAAGAAAUAAUAAAUUAUUGUUUUAUAUAUUAUGAGCUUUAAAGUGCUGUUGGACUUUGUCAUUCAUGAGAUCAAUAAAGUAGCGACAGAGGAA
This is a messenger RNA of Cololabis saira (Pacific saury), 4172 nucleotides long. It is a transcript of the gene pdzrn3b, whose product is annotated as PDZ domain containing RING finger 3b. Gene Ontology annotation, biological process: neuromuscular junction development; protein ubiquitination. Gene Ontology annotation, molecular function: ubiquitin protein ligase activity; protein binding. Bases 183 to 3344 code for a protein of 1053 amino acids. The transcript has 10 exons. Lineage: Eukaryota; Metazoa; Chordata; Actinopteri; Beloniformes; Belonidae. The record is from RefSeq and is a predicted model, not a curated record.